AUGGCUUCGGUUGAGUACCCAACAGAUACAAAUAAGCCAGAUGCACUUUUGUCAUCGUCAUCGUCGUUGUCAAACGUGCCUGAUGCCACAACAUCUUCGAGAACGAAAUGUAAACGUGUCGGAUGUGAGAAUCCAUCGAUUGAUCAUCCGGAAUGGGAUGGAGAGUAUUGUAGUUCACAAUGUCUGUCAAUUGUUUGCAAAGAAGCAUUUGAACAAUGGGUGAAGAAACAUCAAUGA
Adineta ricciae is the source of this 237-nucleotide messenger RNA. The record is from the annotation of a GenBank genome assembly. Lineage: Eukaryota; Metazoa; Rotifera; Eurotatoria; Adinetida; Adinetidae.